AUGUUCGCCUUCGCCUCCGAGUUUCUAGACGAUAUGAAGAGACAAUUAAUGUCGCUGGGGAAGGAUAGAUACUCAUUACCGCGUACUUACAAACGGGUUUCUUAUGCACAAGAAAAAGCAAGAUCUGAGUUGAGAAAAUUUGGAUGGGACACUCUAGGAUAUGCCGAAUCGUUCAAACUUCCACCUCCAAAAGAUACCAUUCAACGAAUUGAUGGAAAGACAAUUUCCGUAGAAGAAUUCCGGCGAGACUUCGAAAGACCGCGAGUCCCUGUCAUUUUGACAGGAUUGACAGAGGAUUGGGCUGCGAACGAAAAAUGGACUCUUGAUCGCCUAUCAAAGAAAUACCGUAACCAAAAUUUCAAGUGCGGAGAAGAUGAUCACGGAAACUCGAGAAGGAAAACGAAGAAACUAUCAGAAGACUACAAGGUUCCAAAGUUCUUUGAAGACGACCUCUUCAAUUACGCCGAUAGUAAGAAGCGACCGCCGCAUCGAUGGUUCGUGAUGGGACCUGAUCGUUCUGGAACUUCUAUUCAUAUCGAUCCACUCGGAACAAGUGCCUGGAACUCGUUGCUCGUGGGAUAUAAAAGAUGGGUGUUGAUUCCUCCCAACACACCUCGUGACUACGUCAAACCAAUGUCGCAUGAAAAAGGAAAACACCCCAAUGAAGGAAUAACGUGGUUUCGAACUGUCUAUAACAGAGUCCGUAGUCAUAGUUGGCCACAAGAAUAUGCCCCAAUCGAAUGUCGUCAAGGUCCGGGUGAGACUAUGUUCGUGCCAUCUGGCUGGUGGCAUGUUGUCAUCAAUGAAGGAUUCACUGUUGCCGUUACUCACAAUUACUGCUCUGUUGAAAAUUUGCAUCUCGUCUGGCCUAAAACAGUGAAAGGCAGACCGAAAUUGAGCAAACACUGGCGUAAAAGACUCGCCGCAGAACGUCCCGAAGUUCUAGAAAUUAUAAAUUCUUCUUCGGCCGCACCACUAUAUAACUUGAAUGAAUCGUCGAGCGACUCUUCCAGUUCUUCCUCUUCUUCCUCAGACUCAUCUGAUUCUGAUACAGAUGAUGAGGAUAGUGGACGUUGUGGGAUUGGCGGUCGAAAGAGACGAAAUGAUGAGCGCACUAACUUGUCUCCUCCAUCACCAUAUCCGGUUUCUGGUACUUCUUGUGAAAUGACAGAUGACUCAACAAGUGCUUCUCUCUUUGGGCAAGGGCAGUAUGCAGCAUCUGCUCCUGGAAUUCCAGCUUCUCCUGGUUGGCCGGGUGUUCCCAUUGGUCCAGGCAUUCCUGGUUUUCCUGGUGGUCCUGCUGGUCCUGGCAACCCAUCUGGUCCUUCUUCAGCAACUCCAGGUGGACCCUGUUUUCCAGGUGCUCCGCGUGGUCCUGGGAAUCCAGCUGGUCCCGGCUCGCCGAGGGCUCCCUGGUCUCCAGCUGGUCCCGGUGGUCCUGGCCGUCCCACAUUUCCAGAUCUUCCAGGAAUUCCAUCUCUUCCUUGUGGUCCAGGUUCUCCAACUGCUCCUGGUUCUCCACGUGGUCCGGGGGCUGGAAAUAACAAUGAAGAUGGAUACAAAUAA
Molecule: messenger RNA, 1566 nt
Organism: Caenorhabditis remanei
Lineage: Eukaryota; Metazoa; Nematoda; Chromadorea; Rhabditida; Rhabditidae
Exons: 8
Coding region: 1-1566 (521 amino acids)
Biological process (GO): phagocytosis
Cellular component (GO): nucleus; cytoplasm
Molecular function (GO): P-TEFb complex binding; histone H4R3 demethylase activity
Source: RefSeq, a predicted model, not a curated record